Molecule: messenger RNA, 388 nt
Organism: Cucurbitaria berberidis CBS 394.84
Lineage: Eukaryota; Fungi; Ascomycota; Dothideomycetes; Pleosporales; Cucurbitariaceae
Exons: 1
Coding region: 95-352 (85 amino acids)
Source: RefSeq, a predicted model, not a curated record
GAGGUCGCUAUCAAUACCCUUGGAAGCCUCCAUAGGCCAGAGGCAAUCUGCUUGGUUGGCCAUGAUGUGUACCUCCUACAAACUUCCUGAAUAGAUGGGCCAUGUUCACCCACGUAGCUUGUGGCGGAUGAUGGCCACCACCCCUAAUGCAUCCUUAAUGUCUAUUCUGUUCACUCCCUCGACCUCGACUACUCAUUGUUCUCGUGAAUUAUGCCAUCACUGCAAAGUCUUCUUCUCUGUAUUGACGAGGAUGCCUGGUAUAUAUCCACCUAUCUUAUUACCAUGUCUAGCAACGAUUGCAAAAUCAUGCCUGGGAUCAUCCCGGCACACUAGUAGCUCCCGUCAUGUGUAGUGGAGACGGGAGACGUCCAGCAAGGUCAGUAGUGUU